CGGCACUUUAAUUUUUUCUUUUUUCUUGCGACAUCAUUUUGAUAUCUUCCAAGUGCUAAAUUAUGGAUGUGCUGCCUAGUCAAAGACAACCACCUUCUUCUUCAAAAACCUCUUCUUUAGGAAUCAAUCGAGAUCAGCAAGUAGAAAAGCUAUUAAAAGAAGUAAAACAGCUUAAACAAAAGGUUGACAUAUUAGAUAAAGAGAAUAUCGCCUUGAAGAAAAGCAUCUAUGACCUGUCAGCAAGAUAUGCAGCCUCUAUAUCUCAAGGAGGCAUACCAUACAAAACAGGACCAUUUGUUAUUGGUAAUGAAGUAUCACCUACUGGAAAAGAGAUGAUUUCAAAGGUUGUCCAGGAAGCAAGUGGAGACAUGGAACCAUUUCAAUCAAUUUAUCCUCAUGACACUCGUGAUGGGAAACCUUUUCAAUUGCGUUACGAACUUAAAGGUCACUUGGGUGCAGUCUAUACCGUCGAGUUUUCCCCCAACGGCGCUCUACUAGCCUCUGGUUCGUUUGAUAAGACCGUUCGUAUCUGGGACACAGCUUCGGCUCAAAAGGAAACAUACUGUCUAAAGGGCCAUACAUUAAACAUAUCCGACGUUGCAUGGACACCAGAUUCAUCUAUGGUAGAUACUCGACUGGAAGGAUCGGCGUUAGUUAUUCGUAACGAUGCCAUGGUGAACACAUUGUAUGCAUCAAGAGAUGGUAUUCAUGUUAUCACAGGAGAUGCACAAGGCGUAUUAAAAGUGUGGGAUAUUCGAUCAAAACAAUGUAUAUCAAAUAGACAGAAUGAUCAUACCCAAAUGCCAAUCACACAUAUAUCCAUUGGUAGAAGGAGUACAGAUGCUUCAAGAAGAGCUAUUAAUGAUUAUGACGAGCCUCGAUAUAUGGCAGUCAAUAGCUAUGAUAACUUGCUACGCGUCUAUGACCGUGGUAUGGAUCCACCCAAAUCAGAACUUCGACUUGUACAUUCACUAAAAGGAUUCAAAAACAAAAACUGGCCUAUCAAGUCGUCAUUCUAUUGUGGAAGUGGAUAUAAUUCAUCCAUCUUGAGUAAACACUCUGUGGCGAAUGAUUACGGGGAUAUCGACAUUGCAACGACGCCAGCUGACUAUUUAUUGGAUCCUCAAGAGCUCAAGGAAGAAAAGAGUGUACUGCUUGCUACAGGAAGCGCAGAUCCAUAUGCAUAUCUUUAUAACGUUGGAGAAGAUAGCGCAGAGUUGAUGCAGCGAUUAGAAGGCCACACAGAUCGAGUGUAUGCAGUCAAUUUUCAUCCUACUGAACCUAUCCUUGCCAGUUGUUCGGCUGAUUUUACGGUUAAAGUAUGGGGACCUAGCUUAAACAGAGGCAAAAAGAAGACGAUCAACUAAAGGCCAUUAUUCCUUAUUUUAAUAAAUGUUGUAUAUAUAUUUUUUGUUGUUAUCACGCUGAAAAAAAAAAAAAAGAAAAAGAA
This is a messenger RNA of Rhizopus microsporus ATCC 52813, 1450 nucleotides long. RefSeq names its product WD40 repeat-like protein. Lineage: Eukaryota; Fungi; Mucoromycota; Mucoromycetes; Mucorales; Rhizopodaceae. The transcript is spliced from 9 exons. Gene Ontology annotation, molecular function: protein binding. The coding region runs from base 63 to 1367 and encodes 434 amino acids. The record is from RefSeq and is a predicted model, not a curated record.